Desarmillaria tabescens is the source of this 1486-nucleotide messenger RNA. RefSeq lists its product as uncharacterized. Gene Ontology annotation, molecular function: protein binding. Bases 23 to 1321 code for a protein of 432 amino acids. The record is from RefSeq and is a predicted model, not a curated record. Lineage: Eukaryota; Fungi; Basidiomycota; Agaricomycetes; Agaricales; Physalacriaceae. The transcript has 4 exons.
GUUAACUGCCAUCUUCACUCAAAUGAUGAGCUCUAGUCCUACAAGCCAACUCCCACAGUUACCUCAAGAGCUAAUCAACGCCAUCAUCGACUAUCUUUUGGGCGACAUUCCUUCUCUCCGUGCUUGUUCCUUGGUAUGUCGGGCUUGGACAGAACAUGCACAGGAGAACAUUUUCCACGAGCAGCGCUUUUGCACGCCUGAAUCCAUUCGUGGCGACCUUCAUAAAUUUCGAGAUCUUCUUUGCAUGUCUCCACACUUAGGAGCAUUUGUGAAAACUAUCAAGUUGCAUGCUUUUCCAGAUGGGUGGAUAGGUUGGAUACACCCCUCGAGGCAUCAUGAAAUGAAUACAGCAUCUCCCCAAGUUUUCCCCCUGUUGACCAACUUGAAGGCAUUUUCAUUCAAACUUGAACAUGAUGAUUCGUGGGACCAGAUUGUUGGGGUGUCCGUCGCAGACGCGUACAAGUCGACACUUCGCACCGCUUCUCUCACUCGUGUCCAUUUAUCUUGGAUCACGUUUGAUCUCUAUUCCAACUUCCUGCAUCUUAUGUCGGACCUGCUCGCUGUCCGCGAGCUCAGUCUUUCGGCAAUCACCAUCAAAACUUUCGACAAUGCUAUGCCCGCCAAGCGAAAUGGUAACCGGCCCCUUCGUCUGAUUUCUCUUCACUUGAAUUUGGACGCUACCCUUCUACAAAACUUUACACGGUGGCUUGUGAAUGAUAAGUCCCCCUUUGAUCUCGGCCAAAUACGGAGCCUCACGGUGCUGUCCACGUAUGACCGAACCCAAAUUGCUACUUUACCAAGUGUGAGUGCGCUCGAGAUCAUCCUCAAGCGCAUAGAGACAGGCACGAUCAUACAUCUAGGCCUCGAAAAUGCUUUGUCAAGCCCCUUGUCAUCUUUUCCGUCGCUUCGAAAUUUGAAGAUGAUCAAAUUGCUCAAGCACCCUUUCAUCCCUUCUAACUGUAUAACCUUCUUUGCGCAGGAAAUUAUUGAGGGAGGGCCGCAUGCCGUAGAAGAGUUUACUGUCCACUUCGAAGCAUAUCGUGACCAGAUCGGCUUCUCUGGGAAUAAUGAGGACUGGCGUAUCUUGGACCCAAUUUCCGGUACAGACUGCCACGUUCGAGUGCGCUUUACCUUCCCCAUACUGCUCGAGGAAUAUUGGGACGAGGCUGUAUCCCAUUUCACCAGCCAAAUACAAACUGCGCUUCCAAAUCUCUAUCGCAAAAACUUACUUCAUCUUGAUUUCCAAAUUUUCUCUGAAGAUGAAGGAGACGAUCGGUAUCAACCAUAUGAUGAUAUAUAUCAGUAUUACACUCGUGGAUAAUAAUACUGCUUGUUUUCAAGAUGUGCAUGAGCCUGUAGCUCAUAUUCACGUCGAAAAUACGUUCAGGAAUAUGUUACAUGCUCAAUUUGUGUGGUUAUCUAUAAUGAUGACUUGCAGGAGGGUCUAUAUUGAAUACAUGCGAGACAACCUCCAUCGAUUACGAUC